Ceraceosorus guamensis is the source of this 1815-nucleotide messenger RNA. RefSeq lists its product as hypothetical. Lineage: Eukaryota; Fungi; Basidiomycota; Exobasidiomycetes; Ceraceosorales; Ceraceosoraceae. The transcript is spliced from 2 exons. The coding region runs from base 1 to 1815 and encodes 604 amino acids. The record is from RefSeq and is a predicted model, not a curated record.
AUGACUGACCCAUCCGGCUCGUCGCCCGCUCGAGCGGAACCUCAAUCGUCGAUCGUAAACGACUACUCCGGCCGCUCUGAGGAGCAGCAGCAGCACGCGCAAGCUGUGCGCUUUCUCACUUCUCUUCGAGCCCAUCAAUCCACCGUUGUCGCUGGCAGCGCGAAAUCGGAGGAGGAGGUGCGCUCUGAGCAGCGAGGAUUUUUGAAAGCCAAAGGAUUGAGCGAGGACCAAAUCGAUGCUGCCUUUAGAGAGGCAGAGAGACCCGCUUCUGACGCGAUGGCAGGUCAAGCAGCUCCAGCUCCAGCUCAGACCAGCAUUGCGGCGGAGACGAGGGAAGAGAAUCAGGCGUGGAGAGCUGCAGCUACUGCUUUCAACGAUCCUUUGCAUGCCGCGCCUGGAUCCACCUUGCUACCUCUCCCUUCCAAGGACUACCCCGCUUCACCGCUGGCACUGUAUUACGAGCAGAGAAAUGGUAGAGCGCAAGAGUCUGUCCCUACUACGCCAAGGGAUAGAUACAAGGUGUUGCUCAGGUUCUUUGCUACUCUGAGCUACGCAUCCGUGCUUGGCGGUGGCAUUGCAGCUGUCGCUGUUGCGCUCUACAGGGCAUAUAUCCUACCUCGACUCACAGAGACGCUCUCAGCUCGCUCUGCCUUGUUGAAGCAUCAUCACACACAAUACGGCUCCUUGUUGGAAAAGAUACGCUUGGUUGGUAAGCAGGCGAUCGGGGGUCCUGUGCGGGCCGAGUCGGCGGAUGAGCCGGCCGACGUGGCGCCUGAAACCGCAGAGGAAGACAGAGAUGGCAUAGCCACAGCAGUCAAGAAGGUCACUUUCAGUGACGAGGUGGAGAGAGACGACGCUUUGAAGUCCGAGACGGCGGUGGGCCCGCUUGCGGAUCCGUCAGUAGAAGAGAAAGAGACAAAGAGCGCAAUGAAGAAAUCUGCAUCUUCGACAUCUAUAAGCUCUGAUCUGCGCUCACCAAAGAAGAGCGUUGCGGGUCUGGAUGCAGAGGGAGAGGCUGUAGUAGCAGUGGAAAAGCAAGAGCAGGAACCUCUCAAGCCGAUUUAUUUGUUCGACGAUCUCUGCGCCAGCUUGACUCGACUUUCGACGGCGCUCAAAGGCGAAUUGGGUGCGACGGAUGCUGGCGCUCGGGGCUCCAAAGCUCCUUCUCGGUCUCGACUUCCUCCAAAUCUAGGAUCAAAGCAAGCGACCGUGUUUUCCGAAUCGUCGGCCGAUGAAGAUUGGGAGUCUUCCUUGUCCGCAUCCGAAGGGGAGGGCGCGCACGCAGAGGAAGAAGAGGACGAAUUGGAAUUCGAUCCUUUUGCUCCUAUACCGCGAAGGCAUGCGAGCAGUAAAGUUCGACGUAGAGUAGGUCCUUCCAGUCGAAUGGGUGGCGGCAAACAUUCGCCUUCACCCUUGUCCAACUCUUCUUCCGAUGUGCACACGAUCAGGCAGGGACAAGGCCAAGCACAUGCUUCAAGUUCCAACCCCAAAGAGCUCUAUUCUAGACUGAGCAACCUCAACUCCUACAUUAAUGCGCAGAGCUUCUUGUCCAGCACAAACGAUGUGGGAAGGUACAAUGGACCGUUGGGCAUCUCCAAUCCGAGCAGCACCUCCACACCAUCGGGUUACUUGAGCGCCUCUGCGAGCGAAAAUGAGAGCCCUUUCAAAGCUAGAGGAACGGCCACUGCUGCUACUGUCACGAGUGGCAGCGGCGCGACGGACACUUCAGCUGCACCAACUGCCGUCAGACCGACGGAUGUGAAUCAGGUAAAGGCAGAGAUCAGAAGUUUGAAAGGUCUCUUGUUGAGCAGGUGA